Rattus norvegicus (Norway rat) is the source of this 7294-nucleotide messenger RNA. The record is from RefSeq and is a predicted model, not a curated record. NCBI's taxonomy places the organism in Eukaryota, Metazoa, Chordata, Mammalia, Rodentia, Muridae.
CCCCACAUGGAGGCACCAAGAAGCCAUUGCAGGAAGCUAUGAGGCUUAUGCCUGGUUUGUGUUGAGGAUCCUGAGAGUUGAAGGCCAGAGUUAAGGAAUACUUGCCCCUGGAGGGCUGUACGCAGGGUAUGGAAUCAACACAAGGGGGAUAAUUGCAUUGCAGUAAAAAAGCUGGAAGGCGUGGGAGAGCUGAAGAGCCUUGUGCCGUCACACAUGGACAUGCAGUUUGGCAUCUGCUAGAUUGGCUUCGGUCCCACCUUGAUCUCGUAUUUCCUCACUGUGCCCUCUUUCUUUGCUUUCAGAAUGGAAACACGUACUCUGCACCACUGUAUGUCGAAACAUGUAACUGUGCUUUUAUAAGGGUUGCAGUGAAGAGAUUGUCUUGAGUCUCAGAAGAGACUUUGAACUUUGAACAAUAGUCAGACUGUGAAAGUCUAUGGAGACUUUUAAGUUUGACUAAGUAUACAGUGGGUUAGCCUAAUGCUGCCUGUAUUCUAACCCUAAUUUGAGCCCCCUAUACUUGCUGUCACAAGAGAUGGCAUCUGCAGGAAAGACCUAAGAUGCUGAGUGACCCUACCCCCACACUACUUCUGAUGGGGAUAUAAAGGUGCUAACAGUUUAGGUUUCACAGGCCUGGGCUCCAAGAACGAACAGAAGGGAAGAGGAGUGGAGAACUCAGAGGGAGGAGCCGCCAUGAGUGAGGUGAGCUAUGUGAAUGUGGCCCUGAGGGCUGGUCAAUUGGAGUUAAGAGCAGCCCAGAUGAAAUAUAGUAAAUAGUAAUAAUAUCGAUAGGAAAGUAGAUUCAAACAGCAUGGAGGGCAGACCUCAUCUACCCAGCUCUUAUGUUAAUGCUUAUUAUAAAUAUAAACAUUGUGUAUUUCUCCCGGGAAUUCACAUACCAAAGGAGGGGUAGAAACAAAGGCCAGGAUUUAAAUAAUUUCCACAACAUGAGGGCAUUUUAUGAUAGAGCUGUAAGCCUAUGGAGGGACAAAGGGGAAUGUGGGGGUUUGAAUGAACUCCCAAAGGCUCAUCUGUCUGAAUGUUUACUUCCCAGUUGGUGGAACAGUUUGGGAAGGAUUAGGAGGUGUGUCACUGGGGGUGUUUUUGUGGUUUCAAAAGCCCACAGAAUGUGGACAAGCCCUUCCCUUGGAAUGAGGGGGUGGGGACAGAAGGUGAGCAGGCCUCUCUCGGUGGAUAGAGAGAAACAGAAAGUGGGCAAGACUGUCUUUGACAGGGUAUGCAGGUGGAAACAGAGCUAUGAAAAGCUGUGGAGGACAGAAGACUUGUGGAGGCUGAUAGAUGGAGGACAAGGAAGAGAGAUGGAGAAUAGGGAGAUUGGUGGUCCCCUCUUCCCAUUACCCCUCCCCCAAUCUCAGGGGCCCUUUGUGACAGGUAAGCAGGAGCUCUGUGAUGUAGGCCUGGGAGCAGCUGCUAACACCCAGAGCGAACCAUCAGAGAUCAGUUGCCUGAGGGCAACAGUGUGAUUCAGUCAGAGAACCUUCUCUCCCUGAUGCAGCCUGAAGGAAUGACAAAUUAAAACAUUCGCUCAGGCAUCCAGUACAAGGCCACGCACUACCUUCACGGAGUGCCAGGCACUUGUAGGGCACGACGGUGCCAUGGAACUACCUUCACUUCCGUUUCCUCCAACCGAAUGGAUCAGCCUCAGCUUCACGACGUGGGCAAUGGACAUGAUCCUGGCCUUCGCCUGUGGACUGGGCCUCUUCCACCUGUGGAUACAUGUCUUCCCACUCACCUCACCCUCACCUGCAGAGGGUGCCUCCACCACCACCAAAAGGGUAAGACUGCCUUCCAUCCACACCAACACAGCCUUCUCUAUUAGGGAAACACUUUCCAAAUCCAAUAGGGAGGUGGCGGACAGGGCAUCUCAGCAGACGGGAACCACAUCCGCAUGAGAACUCACGGGUAGGACGGGGAGAGAGGGCUGCGUGAUAUCUGCUCUCAGACCUCCUAGAGCAGAAAGAAGCACUAUGUCUCAGUGGUCACGGAACUGUGGACCUGGGAUGGAUAGGCUCCACUAAGAAACGUUCUGAACACUGGUUCCUCUGUCCCCCUCCUCACAUUAAUGCUCACACAACAUUGUCUUGGUCAGCUGAGCUCAUGUGAAGAGGGUGAUGCACUCCUGGACAUAGGAUCAGGACUUGAGUCACAUCUGGCCUCAGGAAAUGACAAGGCAGUUCGGAGCUGAGCUUCAGCUUACUGAGGUGAAAGAACACUGACCAAUGACAUCCGUGGUGGGUCUCACGGAGACCGUCCACACUUGGGAUUUUCAAGGGAAAAGAAUACAGACUUACCCCUCAUCACAGGGGUGUGAAUGGGGCCGCAGGUGGUGUCUGUUAUCUCUGUCUAUUAGGUGGUGAAGAGGGACCACAACAAGGCCAGGAAGAAAAUCAGGACCUUGAAAGGUAGGCUCCUUCCUUCCCCUGGACAGGUGACUUCAUCUACCCUGUCCCCAAGGGAUGACACCAAAAGAGUUGCAGACCAUGCGGCUGUGGCUGCAUGGAAGGAAUCAGAAGUGAAGACAUUGCCGAGGUGCUGUGCUCAGAAUAAAGCCAGGGACGACCAUGGUUGGCUGCGGUCAGGAGGGUGGUGUGGGUAGGACCAGAAACAUGCUGCAUGCGUCUGCAGGCAAAUGGGUUACUUCACUUCUCUAAGACACUUUCCUCUUCCACUACACUGGACCUCCCUCCGCUCCACAGGGACAUCAUGAAGUCCAUGGAGCUCGGCGGAAAUGGAAGCCUCCGGUCUAUGGUCAGGUCCUAUCCCACAUGUGCCCAGCACUUAGUGCUUUGGGGCCUGUGUCCUCAUUCAGCGAAGCUUGAGCUCCUGUUUAGUUGAUCAUUUCCACAGAAGGGACAUUGCAUUCAGGCUCCCGUAGGCUCUCAGUUCCCUCCUUUACCCACAAUCACCCCAUCUGUAUUUCUAGCUUACAGAGGCUACAGCAGGAAGAGAGGGAAGGAUGACAGGGGCCUGCUUUCGCUCCUGCAGAGGUGAGAAGUCUCCAGUGCUUCCUGGCUCCUCACUCCCACGCCUGUGAGGAGAUCACUCGGGACAAAGGGCAAGGGCUGACCAUGGGACCAGGGGCCCUAUGGGAAGGUGGGGUGCGGGCACAGCGCUAAUGUUUAAUUCGAGUGUGGAGCUGUGGCUGCAGGUGGCCUUUCCUGCUCAGCUUGUCCACCUCCUGCUGCCGAAUGCUCCAAGCUGCAACCUUAUGUCCUGUCUCCUGCAGCCUGCUUACUGACACCAUCAGCUUUUGCCAGCUCUUAAGAAGAGAUGCCUGGGCUCAAGGAUCCAGAACAGAAGCUGCCAAAGACCACCAGCCACCUAGGCAUUCCACAGAGCAGUCUAUGGCCAACUUGCCUCUAGUGGCCUCCUUCCCUCUGGUCAAGGAACACUUGCUGCACAAAGAUUCAACUUUGUCACCUACCCUGCUAAAUUCCCUUACUUGUAAGGAAUCACAAACACUUACAUGUGAUUCUACCCCACCAGUGACGACAAUGCCAAAAAUGCAUCCUUUACCACGACCAUGUGGACCAACCUCCCCAUCCUGUCCUCAAGAUCCAGUGUUCUGCUCUCCAUCCGAGACAGACCAAAGCAUGACUCCUCCUCCUUCUCCUCUUCCUCCUCCUUUUCCUCUGAUCUCUCUUCCUCCUCCUCCUCCUCCUCUUUCCCUUCCUCCCUCUCUUCCUCCUCCUCUUUCCCUUCCUCCCUCUCUUCCUCCUCCUCCUCUUUCCCCUCCUCCCUCUCUUCCUCCUCCUCCUCUUCCUCCUCCUCCCCUUCCUCUUUUUCCUCCUCUUUCUCUUCCUCCUCCUCCAUCUCCUCCUCCUCUCUCUCUUCCUCUUCCUCUUCCUUCUCCUCCCCCUCCUCCUCCUCCUCCUCCUCAAUGUGAGUGGAAAACACAACUAGUGACCUCACAAAGCACAUCUCCUCCAGCUUUGCCUUGUCCCAUGGCAAGCCCCCCAGGCCUUGAGUACUCAAACAUGUCUCCUUCAAGCUCUUCCUGGUACAAGGCGGCUGCCAGGACCUGGUGUCAUUCUAAGUGGUCACAGGAUGACACCCUGCAAGAGGAUCUCCAUUUCAGCUUCCAGGAGGCCUCAUUGUGGACAGACCCUGGAUACAGGCAGCUAGAGGCUGGAGAACCCCCGUUCAUCAAGCCUGAUGUGCAGAAGAUCCUGGAGCUGCAGAUUAGCAAGAGGGUAGAACUGAAGCUCUGGAAAGAGCAAGGAAGGGAGAGCUUUGACCACGCCUUGAGCUGUGUGGGUGAUAUGCUGCAGUCCUGGAGCAGCGAGCAGGCCAUCACCUGCAAGUCAGAGCAGCUGUCAGGUCUCCAUCAGCUCUUUUCCCCCAGGGUCUUCUGGAACAAGUCUCAGAAGGACUGCAGGCACCUUUACUGGGGCCUCCCCUUUCUUCACAGUGAGUCCCUUAUGGCUACUGUCAGCAUGGUGGGCUCACCACUCGACUCCCCUGCCAUCUUUUUCAAUGAACUCUCUCCUUACAACUUAAGACAAGCUGAGAGGAAUGCAGCUCCACUGCUCUUCUCUCCAAAGCCCUUGCUUCAACCCUUGGUCCCUUCCAAUCCUUUGACUACAAACGUGCCAUGCCCCCGUUCUCCACCAGGGUCUGGAGUCAAAACCCUGGCCCCUGACCCAACCUCCCUCCCAAGCCUAAAACCCGAUCCACCUCCAAUUAGGGAUUCCAGGGCUUCCUGCCCCAUAGAUUCAAAAUCCCAACUUAUUUUCCCAGUUGCUGUUCAACACCUAGAUCAGCACCUUUUGAAGAAGAACCAAGAAAGUAGGAGCGAUUUACCUAGUGUAGUGAAAAUGUCACAGGAAGUCUCUCAUCAACUCAUUUCCACCAGUUUAGCUUCCCAGGGACAAGACUCUGUUCUCCACCCCCUGAAGGAUUUCACUGACCCCCAGCUCAAAGAGCACCUAGAGCAACACUUAAAAACCAGGUUCUGGAAACAUGAGGACCAAAAGAUCCAGCUAUCUACUUAUCUCAUGAAGUCUGAGGACAAACUCCCAGGGAUGGGUCAUGCAGAAGAUAAUCGAGGGACUUCAUGUUCCUCAGCACUGGCAGGAAAAAGCAGCCCGCAUGCACAGAGGGUCUCAGCAAAAGGUCCAGAGAUACUCCAGACAGGGAAGGACCCAUGCUGCGAUCUGACAAACGGUCCGGGAAGACCUCUGAGAGAUACUGAUGGGAUCACAGAGGGAUCACUGGCCACAGUUCUAGACUCGAUCGCUGUGACAGAGGUGGAGAACUCUGUGAGACAGCCAAGAAGCAACUCAGCAGGUCCCCAGCCAGGAGGACCAGGAGAGCAGCAGCUACAAGACACACUGAGGAACCACUUCAGUGAGCACAGCCAUGACAAUGACAGUAUGGUGCCUGUGGGCACUUGCCCUGGAAUUCCGGGGGACCACAUGGUGGUCCCUCGUGAAAACUCAGAGACCCAUUUGGACAACUCAGAAAUUGAAAAACCAGAAACAAAUAUCGAAACGGAGAAGCAGAAGUCGUUGAAUGAUGGGUCCACCUUCAAGGAUACUUCUCCUGGGUCUCCCUUGCUAGAUCCUGACGUCCAGCAGGUGCUGGAGACUCAUGUUUCAAAACACCUGGUGAGGCACAGAUGGAUCUUGCCCCUCAGAGGCCUCAGGGCCCUACAACUCUUCAAGGUGAACAAGGCUGUAGCUUUGUCACUUCCACAACCCCCAAGUCCCUCUCAGACAUCUUUGAAAUCUAGGGAUGACUCUGUUACAAAAAUUGCUGCUGUCCUGGGAGACCCUUUUCAGAAAGGUUCAGAAGGAGAUCUGAAAAGAAAAACAGUUUUCCAGAGUCAAACCCCUCCCUCUGCCCUCAACCUUGAAUUUCCAAGUGGAACUCGUCCUAGUGACAAAUUAUGCCCCUCUGAGUCCCCUACAAAUGUCCAGAAGAGCAGAGUGGCUUCCUUGUACAGGACACGCAGCCUUGUAGUCAGAGACCGGCACAGCGACACAGUUCUAGGACCUCGGAAUGACAACCCAGUGCCAGGUCCAAACCUACUCAAGAGUGACCAUGCCUCACAGGAGAGUGAGGGUGCAGAUUUAGACCUCUCCCAUGGGCUGUCAGUUCAGGGGACCAUUGUAGACGCCUGCCCAACAACUAGCAGAGAUAAAAGGGAGCUGGAGGAGGAGGGGUCCUGUGACUGGGCUCUCAAUGCAGAAGCCAGGGAAAUGUCACCCACUCAGAGUAAAGAACAUCUGAAAGGUAUAGAAUCCCUGAAAGUCAAUGAAAAACAGUCACCUUCCAGAGCCAUUUCCCAGGAGCCAGAAGAUUCUGUUACUGCUGUCUUCCUGCAGGACUGUAGCACUGGCAUGAUCUUUCAAGACUGUGGCCCAGAGGUCCUGCUGGAGGCAGAUCUCCUAGCCUCUCAGGCCUCACAGUCAGGCUUCAGGACUAGGUCCACUACCAGCAAAACAUCCUCCAGGGACAUGUACCCUUACUUUUCAAGAGGAGGGAAUGUGCCCAAGAAUAUUAAAUCUGAAGAACCAUGGACUAGCCAUAUCUAUGAUCUAACUAAAUACAAAGAGGGCUUUAGGGGCCCCAGGCAAGAUAGACACCUUUCACAGACGAGACCUGCCCAAGCCUGCUGGUCAGAUACUCGUGAAAACAAUCCCUCCUCUCUACCAGAAAAAACAUUUGGGGACAGGAUAAAAAGUUUUAUGACACACAUUAUGUCAAGUAAAAGUAAAGCUCAGGAGAACUUCCUGCACAAACACAAGGCCUCAUCAGUCACUUCCCUAAGUCAAGGCUCAGUCAUGAGCAGGGUGUUUCUGCCCCCACAGGUAGCUGAGGCUCAGGACUUAACGAUCUCGGUCAGGUCUAUUCUCCAGGAGAAAGUGGGGGUUGGCCAUGCCAGGACAGCCUCAAAGAAAAGUUUGCACAAAGACCCACCCCAGGCUCCUAUGGGCAGGCAUGUCUGCCUCCACAGGACUGCCACUGCAGAAAGACACGAAACACAAGGAAACACUCCCAAGGUACACAGCCAACCUUCCACAGACAAAUGGAUGGACUACACCUGCCAGGUCCAGCUGCUCAGAGAGUCUGUGAUCAGAACUCAAGCCUGUCAGCACAGGUUACAGCCACCAUGUUUCCCAGGCACCCCGGUCUACUCUCCGUGGCACUGCCUGUGUAGAAGUGAGCUGUCUAGAAAAGCAAAAGCUUUUCUACACCUAUCGGGAUAGGAAAUUUCCCCAUGAAAAACUAGUUUUUUCAAAAACAAAAACAAAAAAAUAAAACAAAA